This is a messenger RNA of Schistocerca nitens (vagrant locust), 1358 nucleotides long. RefSeq names its product exostosin-1-like. Gene Ontology annotation, molecular function: acetylglucosaminyltransferase activity; glucuronosyltransferase activity. The transcript has a single exon. Gene Ontology annotation, cellular component: Golgi apparatus. Bases 432 to 1358 code for a protein of 308 amino acids. The record is from RefSeq and is a predicted model, not a curated record. Lineage: Eukaryota; Metazoa; Arthropoda; Insecta; Orthoptera; Acrididae.
ACGGCCACAGCGACCCGAGUGUACGGCAGCUGCGUAAGUUUCUGCGGAAAUGAGAGUGGGAGACGUGCUUUAAGCAGUGUGCGGGCUGCGUGCAGCAUGUUCGUAGCUCGCAGAUCGUGCGUGCAUGCGUAGCCAGACCCGGAGUGCGUCGCCGGCCGCGCUGUGGGCACAAGACGAUGCGCGUGGUUCGUUGUUGUUUGCCAGCCAUAUCGACUGACUGGGACCAGCCGUCGGCUCCGGGCAGGUUAGGAAACAGUGUUCCGUGUGGCAGCAUGAAAAAAACCAAUAUGACAUCGCACUGAGAAGUCAGCGUCACCUUCGUCUGCCUCCUCGUUAGUCCGUGCUGUAGUGUCUUUUGCGUGUGAUCGAGUUUUAUGCCACGGACAGUGCCCGAUGCAAACGCCCCGUGGUAGUUCUGCAGUUUUAGCACAAUGCAGGCGAAGAAACGUUACCUGUUGGCCUUCCUAUCAUGUGCGUUCCUAGCUUACUGCUACUUCGGCGGAUACAGGUUAAAAAGUGAACGUGCCGCGCCUGCCUAUUAUGAAAGUUUGCCCUCUUACAUCGGCGUGGAAGAUCAGCUGUACGACCGAGAUUUGGAAGCCUCUCCGAGGCACAGACGGACAGAACCGAAUGUCAAAGCACAAGGAGGUUCCGGCACGCCGGCGUGCCGCAUGGAGACGUGUUUCGACUUCAGCAAGUGUGAGAAUGACUUCAGAGUGUAUGUGUAUCCGAUCUAUGAAGAUCCCGACAGUGGGACCGUACUGACGCCCAGCCCCUUGUACCAGAAAGUGCUAAAUGUGAUUCAAGAGUCGCGCUACUAUACGUCUGAUCCUAGUCAAGCCUGCCUUUUUGUUUUAGGUAUCGAUACGUUAGACAGAGAUAGUCUUUCGACUGAUUACGUACGCAAUGUUCCUGCACGGCUGCAAAAACUCAGGUUGUGGAACGACGGUCUGAACCAUGUGAUCUUUAAUCUUUAUUCGGGCACUUGGCCCGACUACCUGGAGGAUAACCUAGGUUUCGAUCCCGGCAAAGCUAUCCUCGCCAAGGCGAGUGUGUCGCUAACGCACCUGAGGCCGGGUUUCGAUGUCUCCAUUCCCCUGUUUCACAAAAACCACCCGGAGAGAGGCGGUGAGUCGGGAUACGUGACAACCAAUAAUUUUCCAGUGACUAAAAAGUACUUACUCGCGUUUAAAGGGAAACGUUAUGUCUACGGGAUAGGUUCGGAAACCCGGAACUUGCUCUAUCAUCUGCAUAAUGAGAAGGAUAUCGUGCUGGUGACGACGUGUCGGCACGGCAAGAGCUGGAAGGAAUUGAAGGACGAUCGGUGCGAGAAGGACAACACAGAAUACGACAGGUAA